AUGCCCGUCGCCGAAGGAGCUCCGCAGACUCUGUACGACAAGGUGCUCGCUGCCCACAUUGUCGACGAGAAGCUUGACGGCACCAUCCUGCUCUUCAUUGACAGGCAUCUUGUUCACGAAGUCACCUCUCCUCAAGCUUUUGAGGGCCUCAAGAAUGCAGGGCGGAAAGUGAGAAGACCGGAUUGCACUCUUGCUACUACAGACCACAAUGUCCCCACCAAGUCCCGAAAAGGCAUCAAAGACAUUGCCAGCUUCAUCGAGCAGGACGACUCGCGACUGCAGUGCACCACCCUCGAGGAGAACGUGAAGGACUUUGGCGUCACCUACUUCGGUCUCGGCGACAGACGCCAGGGCAUCGUCCAUGUCAUCGGCCCCGAGCAAGGCUUCACCCUCCCGGGUACCACCCUGGUGUGCGGUGACAGCCACACUUCCACCCAUGGCGCCUUCGGGUGCUUUGCCGCCGGAAUUGGUACAAGUGAGGUCGAGCACGUCCUGGCUACCCAGUGCCUUAUCACAAAGAGGAACAAAAACAUGAGAAUACAAGUUGAAGGAGAGCUCGCCCCUGGAGUCAGCUCCAAGGAUGUGAUCCUCCACGCAAUAGGCCUGAUCGGUACUGCUGGUGGUACUGGUUGUGUCAUUGAGUUCUGCGGCUCAGUCAUCCGCAGCUUGAGUAUGGAGGCUCGCAUGUCUAUCUGCAACAUGUCCAUUGAGGGUGGUGCCAGAGCUGGUAUGGUGGCUCCUGACGAGAUUACCUUCGAAUACCUCAAAGGCAAGCCUUUGGCCCCUGCCCCUGACACCCCUGAGUGGGACCGGGCUGUUGCAUACUGGAAGAGCCUCCAGUCGGAUCCCGACGCGAAGUACGAUAUCGACGUCCAAAUCGACGCGAAGGACAUCAUCCCGACAGUGACUUGGGGUACCAGCCCCGAGGACGUCGUACCGAUUACCGGGUCGGUACCGGACCCCGAGACAUUCAAGACCGAGGCGAAGAAACAAGCAGGCCGGAGAAUGCUGGAAUACAUGGGCCUCACGGCUGGAACUCCCAUGCAAGACAUUGCCGUCGACAAGGUCUUCAUCGGCUCCUGUACAAACUCGCGUAUUGAGGACCUCCGGGCCGCCGCACAGGUCGUCAAGGGCAAGAAGAAGGCGGACAAUGUCAUGCGUGCCAUGAUCGUUCCUGGUUCCGGAAUAGUCAAGGAUCAAGCUGAAGUUGAAGGUCUUGACAAGGUCUUCUUGAAUGCUGGCUUCGAAUGGAGAGAAGCCGGUUGCAGUAUGUGCCUCGGCAUGAACCCAGAUAUUCUAUCGCCCAAGGAGCGAUGUGCAAGCACAAGCAACCGGAAUUUCGAGGGCAGGCAGGGUGCCCAGGGCCGAACACAUCUCAUGUCUCCGGUUAUGGCUGCUGCUGCGGCUAUUGUCGGCAAGCUCGCUGAUGUGCGGAACCUGACCGAGUACAAGGCGAGCCCGCACGUUGAGGCUUUCCAGUCUACUCCGUCAUCGGGAAAGCCUCACGUAGACGACAGUGCUAGCGUUGAAAGUGAUGACACGUCCGCCAAGGAGAGACUCACCGAUCAGCCUGAGGAUAGCUCUCCCAGUGCUAAGAAUUUAGUCACAGAAGCCGCUGGCUCGCCGGGUCAGCCGAAAUUCAUCGUCCACAAGGGUAUUGCCGCCCCCUUAGAUCGGCCGAACAUCGAUACCGAUGCUAUCAUCCCCAAGCAGUUUCUCAAGACCAUUAAGCGCACAGGUCUAGGCUCUGCUCUCUUCCACGCCUGGAGAUUCAACGAGGACGGAUCUCCAAACAAGGAUUUCGUUCUCAACCAGGAGCCAUAUACGAAGGCGAAGAUUCUCGUCGCUGGUGCCAAUUUUGGCUGUGGCAGCUCGCGAGAACACGCUCCUUGGGCUUUGAACGACUUCGGUAUCCGAUGCAUAAUCGCUCCCUCUUAUGCCGACAUCUUCUUCAACAACACCUUCAAGAACGGCAUGCUGCCCAUCGCCAUCACGAAUGAAAUCGAUAUGGAGAAGAUCACAGCGGAAGCCCGAGCAGGCAAGGAGAUCGAGGUUGACCUGCCGAACCAGGUCAUCCGCGACGCCAGUGGCAACGAGAUCUGCAAGUUCGAAGUCGAGGAAUUCCGGAAACACUGUUUGAUCAACGGUCUGGACGAUAUCGGUCUUACUCUGCAGCUCGAGGAUAAGAUCGUCGAGCACGAGAAGAAGAUCUCGGCCGACACACCGUGGGUGAAUGGCACAGGUUACCUGAGGAGGAAAGAUGGCAAGCUGGCCGUCAAGCCCGCCCCGGUGCCCAGCACGAAUCGUGGGCAGGAGAAGAAGGACCCCAUUGAGUGGUAA
Molecule: messenger RNA, 2340 nt
Organism: Anthostomella pinea
Lineage: Eukaryota; Fungi; Ascomycota; Sordariomycetes; Xylariales; Xylariaceae
Source: the annotation of a GenBank genome assembly